ACUCUAAUGGGUUACUGGAAAGGAGGACGCACUGAGGACCAAGCUGAAGGACCAGACUGGACACCGUCCUCCUGUCAUGGGUAUUGCUAUGAAAGGCCUUUAGUGUUGACCCAAAACACCUCCAGGCUGUGUAAGGUCUAUUUGACCAAGAUGGGGAGUGACGGUGCAGCGUCAGAUGACCUGGCCUCCACAAUCACCCCCCGACCUCAACCCAACUGAGAUGGUUUGGAGUGAGUUGCACAGCCAAGAAUAGCUGUGUGUCUGAGCUUUUGACGUAAAAAUAUAGACAUCGUAUAUAUAAUUUAAACUCUUUCCCCCAAAACACACGCUGUGAAUUAUAUUUGAACACACCACUACGUUUUCUUGUUACACUCUCUCGCAGGUAGAAUGUGCGCAUCACACCACUGAACACAUCAUAGUUUCCGGGUGUCUUCAUUAAAGUUCAGCAAGCACACAAUUACAGACUUAGGACUCAGGCCUCCUUACUGUACCAACAGUAUCAAAACAGAGACAGGGCUUUCUCUCACAUUUCUGGAAGGAUCUAUCCAUCCAUGUGAGAGACGCAGACACAGUCACAACCGUUAAUUACAAUAAUCUCUUCACUGAUGUGUAUGUUUAAAUGUGUUUUAGGGGUUAUGUAUUGUUCUGGGAAGACUUCUCUCUAGCCCAAACCCAGGGGAGGACGCCUCCUGGCAAUUACACCUCCCUCAGGAUGGGGCCACAUUGUCUUCUGACCACCACCCCCCAUGGCUUAAUUCCUAGUUCUUACGCUGCUACAGUUUAUGUACCGGAGGAGUAGCUGUCAGGCAACAUGGACCAUGCCUUGGGACUGCCUGGCCUGACAACUCCUAGAUGACCCUGCCCCUAGUCGCCAUCUCUGACAUGUUCUCUGAAGGACUGAUGAGGCCAAAAUGUAACAAAUAUGGCCAGUGUGCAACGUCUAGGCAAAAAACAAGAUAUCUGCUCAUCACCUAACAUCACCCCUACAGUGAAGCAUGGUGGCAGAAGCAUCAUGCUAUGGGGAUGGUCAGUGGCUAUGGGGAAUCACCUAACUAACACCACCCCUACAGUGAAGCGUGGUGGUGGAAGCAUCACGCUAUGGGGAUGGUCAGUGGCUAUGGGGAAUCACCUAACUAACACCACCCCUACAGUGAAGCGUGGUGGUGGAAGCAUCAUGCUAUGGGGAUGGUCAGUGGCUAUAGGGAUGGUUGGUGGCUAUGGGGAUGUUCAGGAUUGACAGAACAAAGUGAGAGGUCCUUUGAAGAAAACCAGAUCCAGAGUGCAAAUUGACCUCAGAAUGAGGCGAAGAUUAAUCUUUUCCAAGACAACACAGGAAUAUCUUUGAGUGGCCCAGGCUAAACCGGAUUUGAACGAUCAUUGAACGUCUUUCAUCAAUCAAACCAAAUGUGGAGAGAGUGAAGGAGUCUGAAUACAUUUCAAAGGCACUGUAUAUCAUAUAAUUUAUUUUGAUAUGUAAAGGGAUAUCAAAGUGAAUCUUAUAUAUGGUUGACCAUUAUAAUGAAAUCCCUCUGUCUAACGUGUUUGUCAAAAUUGUUGUGGGCCGCUUAAAGACCGAUGUUGCGUUUUUCUCAAAUGGUUGAUGCGAAGUAUUGUAUAUCGUAGUCACCAGGAGGUGGCAAUAUAAGCAAGCCUACGCGUAAAGGAGUUCCCCCCGUGCCGGUGGGGUAGAGAAAGGGUGGAGCGAACUUAGUAACUAAUGCUUGAGCUCUAUACUUGAAAGCUUGCAACGUUAGGUAGUGCUUGUUCAGCUUUUGAGAUCAUUUCCAACUUUCCUUUCCAGGCUUUCAGGUUAUUUCUCCACGAUAGGAUGUUUUCCACGGCUACAAGAAACUUUGUGGACGACAUAGAUGAGAAUUUCAGUCUGAUUCCCGUGCGCAGCUUGAAUGACACUGACAAACUGCUCCCUCUUUCACUGGUAAUGAAACGCAAGCGUUUCUGGAUCUGGCAGAAACCAAAAUACCAGCCCACUGAUUUCACCCUCAACGAUGUGCUCUCUGAAGACCCACCCUUAACACCAGUUAUUAGCGAGUCCGACUUCCUAAACUACAAGGGGACGUUUGGCGAUAACACGUCAAACAACUUGAAGGCCGAUUCAGGGGUCGGGAACAUCAACAUGGACUGGAAAGACACAUCCAAACUCCAGUCGUCCUUUGGCAGCCUGAAGAAAGAGGAGGUGGAUAUGAAGAAGCUGCUGCGCGACUCCGCACACAAGGUUUUAGACAUGUCCCACAGUCUGAUCCACCAGAACCGUGAGAAGCACAGGGUGGUGUUUGGUUUGGUCAAGGAGAGGAUCUUGACAACCCAGCCGUGCUCUGUCGUAGAGGAGGUCCAGGAGGGGAUUCAGUUAGGGGGCCUCCUGACCUUCUGUGUGAAAAGCCCCCAGGUGACUAUAAAAGACAACACAGCUUUACACAAAGACAGUAAUGUGUCUGUGGAGAUUCCUGCAAAUACUGUCAUUGCUUAUAGCAUGACAGACCUGGUGGUCAAACGCAAUGGAGGCUACGAGCUGUGCCUAAUGUCCGAUACUCAAGGUGGGUUUGAAGUGGAUGGGCCCUGCCUGAAGGACUCUGUAGGGGGUUUUGGCUCCUGCGGGGACGCCUCAAAGAGUAGCUCCCUUCAGAGAGAACUAGAGAAACUGUGUGAUCACUUCCAACUGCUGUCAGUCCAGCCAACUGAGACGCGCUCCUCUCUGCUCAAGUUCCUCAGGAACACAAUGAAUAACCGAGAGGAAGUCAGUGUUCUGGAGAGUGUGUUGGACCAGCUGUGCAGAGGCAGGACAACAGAUCUGGGUGAUGCAGACAGCGAGACAGUCCAGGGGGUUCUGGAUCUUAUGACGCCGUCAGACAACCUGGGGCAGAACCACACCCUUGCCCCCUCCCUCCUCCGUUCCACUCUUCUUAUCACCAGCGCCAUGGAGGAGAUGACCGAUGAGGGACUCUCAGUGUUGGCUUCCUGUUGCAGUCCUCCAGUCUUAGAGGCCCUACAGAUCCUGGUCCAGUGUGUGGCAGCAAGGAGUGGAGAGACCCUCUCUCUGACAGAUGCAGGUCUGACUGUUCUGACUGAGGAGGAGGUGUAUGGAAAGGCACAGUGUCUCUUUGACCUCUCUAACGUGAUACUGAAGAGAGAGGAGGACACACUGAAAACAGAGAUGAAGGACCAGCCUGGAAACCUUCCUCUUGUUAUGAGUAUUGCUGUAAAAGGCCUGGCUUCUUUAGCUACCACUGUCUGAGUAUAAAAGCAGAGGGGUAAUAUUUCUGAACCUCUUGUAAUAGAUAAAACGCAGAUAUCCAAAAUAAUAUAACUUUGAAUCAAUGUUCUCAUGGUCAAUAUAGCCACAGUAUCUUACAGUAGAUGGAGGUUAUUUUUUUUACACAUAGGUUACACAAGGCAAACUACUCAUUGGGAACUAGUUGGGUCAAGGGCGCUGUGUAGAAUACCGAGUCUAACAAUUUGACAGAAUUCAAACAUUAACACGACUUGCCGCCUCGUUUUCCCUCACUGAACUGAAACAGAAGAGCAUCAGUUAGUCUGGGGUGGUUUCGGUUGGUUGGGGGACUAUACUGCAGCUGGAAAACCAAUCUGAGGGGCCUACAUGUCAGUGCAAACUGAUGAACGGACCGUCAAGGAAAUAUUUACGGGGAAUAUCUCAGGCACAGUAUUGAACAAUUUUGUUGAUUAAAAAUCUUAUCGUCUUAUGAUCAUUAAUGCUCAGAGGUCACCUUUUCAUAUUAAAAUAUUGUGAGUCAAUUGCCUGUAAAAAGAAAAAAAAGCCUUGGAUUGAAUCCUGCACUAAGAUUACACCUACACACAAACAGUAAAUAUGUACAUUGUUCUCAGUAUUGAUACUGUAAUAAUGUCUUUUAGGAACUAUCGUUAAGCAGGAACCUGCAAGUAUAAAGUUUGUGUGAUUUGCCGUGUGUAUCCUGAUGAUACAAAUGAAAAUAAAGAUGAAUUCUCAGAACUGUCUCGCACUUCCUCUUGCUGGGCAACGAUAACAAUGUACUGCUGCUCUGGUUAAAGGAAAAUGUCAAAUUUUUUAAACAUUAGAGAUUUCCUUACCUUGAACAUAGUGUACGGGCUAUGAGAAACAAAUAUUUGAUUCAGUCCCCUUUAAGCUUUUGAAUACUCUGUGCAA
Messenger RNA from Esox lucius (northern pike), 4156 nucleotides. RefSeq names its product gasdermin-E-like. The transcript has 11 exons. Gene Ontology annotation, cellular component: cytoplasm. Gene Ontology annotation, biological process: programmed cell death. NCBI's taxonomy places the organism in Eukaryota, Metazoa, Chordata, Actinopteri, Esociformes, Esocidae. Bases 1829 to 3250 code for a protein of 473 amino acids. The record is from RefSeq and is a predicted model, not a curated record.